AUGGCAGACUUCGUCAAGGGUCUCUUCGGGGGGCAGAAGCCUAUGCCUGCCCCAGCUGCUGGUGAUGAUGACUUUGCCGACUAUGCCGGUGCUCCUGAUCCCAAGCCGGCAGCCAUCUCGCCUGUUACGACUCUCACCGGCGCAGCGCAGGCGGCUCCCACAUCCAUCGGCGCGAACCGACCGUAUACAGCAUGGUACCGCGUGUGGGAGCGCACAAGCAUAGAUGAUUUCCAGCUGGAGAUGUAUAUCCUGCCCUUCCUCUUCCUCCUUGUUGCUUUCCAUCUCUGGGGCACCAACCGCAACCGAAGCAAAGCGAAGACAUGGAUCAAGGCACACGCCCCUGUUCUGACGCAGGAAUUUGCCCAGGUCGGCUAUACGCGCCCGCAAUCUGAGCAGUCUGUUACGGAUGUCGAUAGCCUGCUCAAGGAGAAGGCUGCCGAUGAGUUCCAGACCUACGCGACCGGACGCCAGAACGUAGCUUUCGUGGAUUUCAGGCUUUCGUUCUCCAAGGGCUACAACCCCUUUAUGUGGCUGGGAGACCAUAUGCUUCCUCUCUUCUUUGAGAGUUUUCCUCCUCCUGUCGAGCGUAUUGGGGCCACGGCAUACGUAUUCGAUGGCCGUGAGACCAAGAUUGCUCCGUCAUACGGCCAGGGCGAUGCCAAGAAGGUUUCCAACAGCACUUUUGAUGGCUUUGUCUUUGCCGUCGUGCACAAGGAUAUGAUGAAGCGCAUGCGUGAGGACCGGUACGACUUGUCUCUGACUACAACCCGCGAUCACGCCAAGUUGCCAGUAUGGACCACUGUCAUGAGCGAGAGCGCCGAGGUUACGGAUAUGCUGCUCACCCCCGAGCUCAUCAAGGCCAUUGAGCAGGCUGGAGACAACUUUGAGGCUAUUAUCGUUACCGACCAGCCGAUUGAUGCGCCUAAGACCCUCGACGAAACCAAGCCUCGCAAGCGUAUUCACCUCUCACUCAAGUACUCAUCCGACUACACAAACACCAUGCCCCUGUUCCAGUACUUCCUCCGCCUCCCCGAUUUCUUGGCUACAUCUGCCCACUUCCGUCCCGAAGCGCUCCGCCGCAUCAAGCAGACGCGCGAUGAGCAAAUUGCAAAGAUCCGCAAGGCCGAGGAUGAGGAGAAGGCCGAGGAGCGCAAGAUCGCUCUGGACAAGCUGAAGAAGGAGCAGCGCGACGCUAAGCUGGGCCGCUUGAGCGCCGAGGAGCAGCGCAAGUUUUUGGAGAAGGAGCGCGAGAAGAAUGCCAGGAAGGGAAUGAAGAGGAGUACGGUCAAGGCUUAG
Molecule: messenger RNA, 1296 nt
Organism: Bipolaris zeicola 26-R-13
Lineage: Eukaryota; Fungi; Ascomycota; Dothideomycetes; Pleosporales; Pleosporaceae
Exons: 3
Coding region: 1-1296 (431 amino acids)
Biological process (GO): endoplasmic reticulum calcium ion homeostasis
Cellular component (GO): endoplasmic reticulum
Molecular function (GO): calcium ion binding
Source: RefSeq, a predicted model, not a curated record